GGUGGCGGGUGAUGAAAGUACGGCGAACUGCUCGGGCCGUUACGCCAAAUACCAUUUGAUUAGUCGGCGUUUUCACGAAUCAGCAAUAUCGGAUUCUUAUAGUCGGCUUUUCGAUACAACUGAGGGACGCUUAGCAAUUUCAGUGUAAGAGUGAGAGUCAGGAUACACUAUUCAACAAUCUUAAUAGUUUAGGAGCUUGCAGAACGAGUUUACGAUUUGUCGCCUUCUUCUGUGUGGGUAAUCGUGUUGGUUGUCGUCAAGAUGGUGAAUCCGAUGGUUGAACGUGCCACGAGCGGUAUGCUUAUCGGUCCUGACUGGGCCGCGAACUUGGAGAUAUGCGAUAUGAUCAACAGAGAUCUUGGGCAAGCAAAAGAUGUUAUUAGAGGAAUAAAGAAGCGCCUUGGAAGUAAAAACCCCAGAGUUCAGCUUCUUGUCCUGACACUCUUGGAAACCGUCAUCAACAAUUGUGGGGACAUUAGUUAUUCGCAUGUGGCAGAGAAGGAUAUUCCUCAUGAGAUGGUAAAAAUUGUAAAGAAGAAGCCUGACCUUCGUGUCAAAGAGAGGAUAUUACUCCUGAUAGAUACCUGGCAAGACGCUUUAGGAGGACCAACAGGACGGUAUCCACAAUAUUAUGCUGCUUAUCAAGAACUAUUGCGUGCUGGGGCAGUUUUUCCUAAGAAAUCUGGGAUGUCAGCGCCCGUACUCACACCUCCACAAAGACAACGAGAUGGAUUGUAUAGUCAGAAUCCACAUAAUCCUGACUAUCAGCAAGAUGCUCCCGGAGUCUCUGCAGAUGUUAAAUUUUCAACCUUAAGCUUGACCGAGAUCCAGCUUGCACGGGGAGUAGUGGAUGUCCUUACAGAAAUGCUAAAUGCAUUAGAUCCAGGGAACAAGGAGGGCAUUAAGCAGGAUGUUGUUGUUGACUUGGUAGAACAGUGCCUUAAUUAUAAGCAGAGGGUAGUUCACCUUGUGAAUUCGACAUUGGAUGAAUCAUUGCUCUGCCAAGGAUUGGCACUUAAUGAUGAUUUACAACGAGUACUUUCCAAGCACGAAGCCAUUGCUUCAGGAACUCCUGUCCAGAAAGAGAAACCCAAGCCCGAAUUGGUUGGAGCAUGUCAUGAUGCUCAUCGCCCUCUUGAUAAUACCAGAGAUAGCAGUAAACAACCUGAGAGGAACUCGACCUCAAACAGUAGCUCGGGUACAACAUCCGUAAAUCCAUCACUGGUUCUUCCUGCAUCUCCUGCCACUGAUGCUCCAGCUCCCCCGGCCAAGUUUGAUCCCAAAUUUGAUCUGCUGAGUGGUGAUGACUACAUUUCUGAUCCAAUUUCGCUGGCUCUUGUUCCUUUGGGUGAGCAGCAGCAAACUACUCCUUUAUCUGAGCAUAAUGCACUUGUACUUUUUGAUGCGUGUUAUGAUAGCAACGAAACAAUUGACGCUGCUGAGACCCAGCCGGGCAAUCCUAGGGAUGAAACCCAUGCUUCAGCCUCACAUUUCCAACAGCACCAGAAUGUUCAAUCUCCACAGGGUGGACUGCAUCUCAAUGGUUCUGGUCCUGGUCCUGGUCCCUCCUGGAAUGACCAGGUUUCCCAGUUGGGACAGCAACAACCCCUGCCACUUUCUCUAUUACAUGGUUCUCAAAACAGCGAGUCAUUUCCGCCACCACCUUGGGAGGCGGAGCCUGUGGAUGAUAAUGGCCCGGUAACAGGUGAAGAGUAUCCUCACCCAAUGAAGGUGACUCAGGUCGUUUUCACGCAUGUACAGAGUGGUACAUAUCCCCACGGACCUCAGCCAGUUUUGAAUGACCAAGUUGUAGGUGUGUAUAUCCAGCCAAUUGUGGGCAGCCAGAUUGCAGCACUUAAUGGCCAGGUUAGUUUCAGCAAUCAGCUCGAUUAUGGAGGAUCUUCUGGGGGCAUGCUUUCUCGGCAGACGGGGCAGAUGGCAGCCUUAUAUCCUCUGCAAAUGUUUGGCAAUCGAUUCUCUGGCCAUGGCCACGUCCAGCCACAGAGGACACAAUACCUGGAGCAGCGGAUGUAUGGGCUAUCCAUUAGAGAUGGUAAUGGCAUAAGAAAUUCAUCUUACCGAGUUUCUACCUCGUCUAAUGUGCCUCCCAGCAGGCCUUCUGGGCCUGAGGAUAAUCUUUUUGGUGAUCUCGUUGACCUGGCAAAGUUCAAGUCCAUGAAACCUACUCCUGCAACUGCUGGUAGCAGGUGAAAAUUGAUUUCACUUCCUCUAAAUCUUUUUGGCUCUCUCUUCUAUAUUUUCCGCCUAUUUUGCUCCUUGGUCCAAUUCCUACGCUGCAUAUCUGGGGCUGGGUGACGUCCACUGUAUAUACUACACCAUUAGGCUUUCUUUGAUUUAGGUUUUUAGGCCUUGUAGGAAUUUUGUCAUUGGAAUUCAGAAUAUUGUGUUGAUUUAAUUUUGUAAUAAAGGCCGUAUGGGUGUUUACAUUU
Molecule: messenger RNA, 2450 nt
Organism: Momordica charantia (bitter melon)
Lineage: Eukaryota; Viridiplantae; Streptophyta; Magnoliopsida; Cucurbitales; Cucurbitaceae
Product: TOM1-like protein 9
Biological process (GO): protein transport to vacuole involved in ubiquitin-dependent protein catabolic process via the multivesicular body sorting pathway
Molecular function (GO): ubiquitin binding; phosphatidylinositol binding
Source: RefSeq, a predicted model, not a curated record